Messenger RNA from Cavia porcellus (domestic guinea pig), 6659 nucleotides. It is a transcript of the gene Mia3, whose product is annotated as MIA SH3 domain ER export factor 3. Lineage: Eukaryota; Metazoa; Chordata; Mammalia; Rodentia; Caviidae. Gene Ontology annotation, molecular function: protein binding. Gene Ontology annotation, cellular component: endoplasmic reticulum exit site; endoplasmic reticulum membrane. The transcript has 27 exons. The record is from RefSeq and is a predicted model, not a curated record. Bases 31 to 5913 code for a protein of 1960 amino acids. Gene Ontology annotation, biological process: vesicle cargo loading; endoplasmic reticulum to Golgi vesicle-mediated transport; protein secretion.
UGCCCCCAGCGGUGCGGGCGGGCCCGCAACAUGGCUGCGGCGCGGACGCUGCUCCUGGCGCUGCUGCUGCUGCUGCCGCUGCCCGAGCCUCCCGGACGGGUUCGGGGACAGGAGUCCCCAGGCCGUGGCCGCCGCCUCUCGGAGUUCAAGCGCUGCGCCGACGCCGAGUGCAGCAUGUUAAUGGCCCGGGGUGAAGCUCUUGGAGAUUUCACUGGCCCGGACUGUCGCUUUGUGAAUUUUAAAAAAGGCGAUCCUGUGUUCGUCUACUAUAAACUGGCAGGGGUUUUGCCUGAAGUGUGGGCCGGAAGUGUUGGGCGUAUUUUUGGAUAUUUCCCAAAGGAUUUAAUCAGGGUAGACUAUGAAUAUAGCAAAGAGGAGCUGCAAGUUCCAGCAGAUGAGACAGAUUUUGUCUGUUUCGAUGGGGGAAGAGAUGAAUUUGACAGCUAUAAUGUGGAAGAACUCUUGGGGUUUUUGGAACUGUAUGACUCUUCAGUUGAAGAUUCUGCAGAGAAUUCAGUUGAGGAAGCCCCUCUGAGUGGAGAGGAGUCCCCUGGAGCAGCCACGGGACAUGGACCUGUGCCUGGGCCUGCAGACAGCAAUGCAGGGGGAGGUGCCUCACACUCAGUGCGCACACAGGACUUCGUGGAGCCCGCGCCGCCCUCGGAGCGCCAGCCCCCUGCAGACGCAGACACAGGCCCAGCCACUGUCACUGGGGCAGAGCUGCCUCCCUCAGAGGCCUUGGAAGAAACGCUGCAAGAGAAACCGAAAGUGCCAGAAAUCGAGAACAGAACCAGCUCUCGAUCUCAGGCCUCCAGUGAACAGAAGAAAAUGGAUGCUUACAAGCUCUUAAAGAAAGAAAUGACCCUCGACUUGAAAACGAAAUUUGGCUCCACAGCAGAUGCCAUGGUGUCCGACGACGAGACCACUACACUGGUGACCUCGCUGGAGGAUGACUACAGUGAGGCGCUGGACUCUGUGUCCUACGUGAUGGAGGAGGAGGAGGCGAAUGAAAGUGACCUGGAUGAGCUGCCGCUCCUGACCUUCACUGGCCCAGAAGAGCCGGGCCCUCCUGAAGGGCCUGAGCAGGAGAAACCCUCAGCAGAGCGGGCCCAGGACUUGAAGGAGGCGGGCAAAUUGCCCCCCAGUGUCAGAGCUGGCAAUAAAAACAUACUGGGUGCCUGGGGGGGCACCCUCCUCUCCAUUGUCACUGAGGGAGAUGGCGGGACAGUCCCCUCACACUUGCCGGAUUUGGAGGGUUCUGAUUCAGAGGAAAAGGAAGACGACGGCAGCGCAGGCCCAGAGAGCACACAGAGGAAGCCACAGACACCAGCCAAUUCUUUUGACCCUGAAACUACAAGUGAUUUUUUUGUAGAAGUCUUUAAAACAAAUGAUGAGAACAACCCAGGAGCUGACACAGAACCUCCCAGUAAAGAAAAAGACAGGGGUCUGGAGGAGCCCAAAGCGGCCCUGGUGCAAGAUGAGCCCCAGUCAGUAGCUACACAGGACUCUCCUCAGCUGGCAGCUGGAAAGGACAGAGACCCCCUUCCACCAGCCUUGGAGCAUGAGGACAGUGACCCUCAGGAAGCAGGUGACCCUCAGGAAGCAGGUGACCCUCAGGAAGCAGGUGACCCUCAGGAAGCAGGUGACCCUCAGGAAGCAGGUGACCCUCAGGAAGCAGGUGACCCUCAGGAAGCAGGUGACCCACAGGAAGCAGGUAACCCUCAGGAAGCAGGUGACCCACAGGAAGCAGGUGACCCUCAGGAAGCAGGUGACCCUCAGGAAGCAGGUGACCCACAGGAAGCAGGUGACCCUCAGGAAGCAGGUGACCCUCAGGAAGCAGGCAUCUCUAUCACAAAACAUGCACUCCCAGAAGGAGUUACCAAGGGCGCAAAGACUUGGGCCCACAGCUCAGAAAGCAGCUCAGGCCAGAAGGCUGCGGGCAGCUGGGUGCUGGAAGGGGUGCGAGAGCAGGAUACUGCAGGUGCUGGGCCACCCUUGGAAGCCAAUGCACACAACACAUCCAUACAGGGCGAGCAGGCAGCAGGGGUCUCAGCAGGGGAAUCUGACCUGCACCUGGGUCCAGUGCAGCACCAAUAUGGGGAGCACAGCGAGGAACCAGGGAGUAAAGCACAAAACCCACCCCAAUUCUCUUCUCCAGCUGGAGCGGGUUUGUGGGAAAAAUCUGAAGAGGAGGUUCCCACUCCAGGAGGAAACCUUUUCUGGCUACAGCUGAGAGAUGCGGCUACCACCCUUGGUCAUCGAUUGAGUAAGGAGACAGAGGCGGCUGCGGACUCCGCCCAGCCCCAGGCAGAGCAGGGGGCAGAUGAGACAGAGGAGAGGGAGCAGCCGGAUGGCACAGCUGCCCCAGGGUCCCAUGCUGAAGAGGCCGAGGCAGAUGAGGAGGAGGAGAAGGGGGAGGAUGAGGAGGAGAGAAAGGAAGAGGAGGAGGCAGAGGACGAGGAGGAGGGGGAGGUGAUCCCAGAGUUGCUACUGGAGGAUGAAAACGCUGUGAGUGCAAAGCAGUCUCAAGAAAUCUGCCAGGCCAGCGGGGACGGAAAGCCGGUUGUUAGCCCACAAGGCUCUGAGGAAGCACAUUUAGGAACCAAAGAAAACCAACAAGAACCUAAUGUGACUUUUGUGAUUGAAAAGGAAAAUGCCACGGCCAUGAGAGAGGCAGGCAGGCCGGGCAGGGGGCCGGGCCACGAGGAGGUGGGGGAAGAGGACAGAAGUCCCCCAGCACAGCCCGAGGACAGGGCCCAGGCAGUGUCAGAGUCCAGUGGCCCCAUGGGCCAGGACCGAACCCCCUGGCCAAGGGCAGGUGAAGCACUGGGGAAGAAGGACCCCGGGGGUGACAGCUCAGGGCCCUCAGGGGAGCUCCCUGAGGAGGCAGACAAGGCCAGGGGCAUGGGGAGUCCUGAGCUUGCCCCUGGAGACCCCAGAGACCACCUGUCCCAGCAGAGCCCCCACUCGGGGCUCGAGGCCGGGCUGGGCGCUGGCCAGGAGGACUGGCCCAUCAUCCGCAGCUUCUUCAAGGAGCAGCAGUCCCUGGGGCGCUUGCUCAAGUACCUGGACGCUGGCGCACUGGAAGCAAUGCUGCAGGAUUUGUCCUUCAGGCUGAAGGCCGCGCGGCAGGAGAGCCCACCCUAUGCUGAAGACAAGGUGCUGGACAGGGUCUUCCAGGCCUCCGAGUCCCAGAUCCUGAGCAUGGCAGAGGAGAUGCUCGAUGCCCGCGUAAAGGAAAACCGAGAAAAGGGGCUGCAGGAGAGCAACGUGCUGGAGGAGUACACGGUGCUGGAUGACGUCCAGGACCUGAUCUACUUCGUCAGGUACAAGCACCUGGCCGAGGAGGUCCAGCUGACCACGGUCCCCGCGCUAGAGGAAGGCUGGAGUGGCCCUGCCCAAGAGAUGCAGCUGCCCCGAAGCGACGACUUCCCACAGGAGACCGAGGAAGGUCCGAGCUCCCAGCCCUCUGAGAAGCCGAGGAACCCCUGGAGCCAACCUGUGACCAGGCACGCAGGUGCCCCUGAAGUGGUGCAGAGCCCAGGAGCGCAGGAGGACGAAGCCCCAGGGGUGAUUAUGACAGAAGUCUCUGGAGCCGAGCCUGGGCGUGCGGAGAAGCAGCCAGCAGAGGUGAGCAGGGAGGAGCCCAGCUACCUGGAAAGUGUGGUCCUGAUGCUGCAUUGGUUCCUGCCUUGUGUCAGCAAGGUGCUGGUUGCUACGUUGCCUGAGGAUGCUCAGCCCGGGCCUGACUUUUAUGGGCUCCCCUGGGAGCCUGUGUUGCUCACUGCCUGUUUGGGAAUCGUUUCGUUUGCCAUCUUCUUCUGGAGGAAUGUUCUUGCAGUGAAGGAGAGAAUAUACCAAGUCACUGAACAGCAGAUUGCUGAGAAGGUGAAGACUACCACAAAGGACAAUGCAGAACUUGCAGAAAAAUUGUCAAGUUAUGAACAGAAGAUCAAGGAAUCAAAGAGGCUUAUUCAGGAGGCAAAGAAACAAAAUAUGAUUCUCUCUGAUGAAGCAAUUAAAUACAAGGAUAAAAUCAAGGUGCUUGAAGAAAGCAAUGAAUUGCUGGAUGAUACGGCAAAAACUCUUCGUGUUAUGUUAGAAUCUGAGAGGAAACGAAACAUGGAAAAUCAAGAUUUGAUACUGGAAAAUCAGAAAUCUUUGGAGAAGCUAAAGGAGGUUAUUUCAAUGAAUGCCUCAGAAUUUUCCGAGGUUCAGGUCGCCCUGAAUGAAGCCAAGUUGCGUGAGGAGAAGGUGAAGUCUGAGUGCCACCAGGUUCAGGAAGAAAACACAAGGCUGAAGAAGAAGAAAAUGCAGCUACAGCAGGAAGUUGAAGACCAGAAGAAGUUGCAUGCUGAACUCAGCGAGCGAAUCAGGACCUUGGAGAAGUCUCAGAUGGAUCUGGAAGCCACUCUUACUGAUAAGGAUGAUAGCAUCGGUGCUCUGACCAACUGCAUCAUGCAGCUAAAUCAGUUGGAGAGUGGAACAGAAUCUGAGGGUCCAGGUCCAGGCAGAUGUGAGCCAGGUGAAUUAGCCAAUGGAGAGGUGGGAGGUGAGGAGAGUAAGCUGAAGGCUCGAAUGCACCAGCUGAUGGAUGUCUCCCGGACACGUACCGCAAUAUCCGUGCUUCAGAAGGAUCUCAAACUGCUGCAAGUGAAACUGAGAGCCUCCCUGUCUGCCAAAUGUGACCUGGAAGACCAGAUCAAGAAGCUGGAUGAGGACUGUGGCACGUUGCAGGCAGCCAAGGCCGGGCUGGAGGAGGAGUGUAGGACGCUGCAGCAGAAGGUGGAGAUCCUGAACGAGCUGUACCAGCAGAAGGAGAUGGAGCUGCAGAAGAAGUUGAGCCAGGAGGAAUUUGAACAGCAGCAGCGAGACCAGCGGCUGUCGGCUGCGGAUGAGAAGGUGGUGCUGGCCACAGAGGAAGUGAAAGUCUACAAGCAGAGAAUCCAUGAAAUGGAGGAAGAAUUACAGAAAACAGAGCGCUCAUUUAAAAACCAGCUUGCUACUCAUGAGAAAAAAGCCCACGAGAACUGGCUCAAAGCCCGCAAUGCGGAGCGCCUGAUUGCAGAGGAGAAGCGGCAGGCCGUCAACCUGCGGCAGAGGUUGGUGGAGAUGACCCAGAAGCUGGCCAUGUUUCAAGAGGAGCCUGUGAUCAUCAAGCCGAUGCCCGACUGGCCUGGAGUACAGAACGCGCCCCACAGAGGUCCCCUGAGCCAGAACGGCUCCUUUGGCCAGUCCCCUGUGAGCGGUGGUGAGUGCUCCCCGCCCCCAGGCGCAGAGCCCCCUGGACGGCCGCCCUCUGCGAGCUUGAACUUUGCACGCCGUGACAUUCCGAGAGCUGACUUCGAUCCCGGCCCUGGCCCUGUGGCCAACAGCAGCUCCCGCGGCUCCUCCCCGGCGAAGGACAUGGACGAUGGCAAGGUGAGCAUGGCCGCGAAGGGGCCCCCAGCCUAUCCAGGGCCCCCGUUCCUGGGAGGCCCCAUGCCGCCCCUCGUGGGCUAUGGGCCGCCGCCACCACCACCGCUCUGCAGGCCCUUUGGGCCUCGGCCGAUGCCUCCUAGGCCACCGCCACCAUUCGUCCCUUGCAUGGGCCCACCACUGGGCUUAAGAGAGUACGCGCCUGGCAUCCUGCCUGGACGCCGCGACCUGCCGCUGCACCCCCGCGAGUUCUUGCCAGGACCUGUGCCAUUCAGGCCUCCAGGCCCGCUGGGCCCCCGAGAGUAUUUCAUUCCUGCUCCUCGAAUGCCACCACCACCCUCUGGGCCCCAGGACUACCCACCACCGCCUGCCGGGCCCCAGGACUACACACCGCCGCCUGCCACAGAGGAGCCCCAGGUCUCAGGGCCCAGAGAGGCCCCAGCCUCGUCGACAAGCAGCCAGGAACCUGCCCAGGCUCUGAGGCAGAGCCCUUAAUGGCCCCACUACUCAGAGGGCCAAGGUUUUUAUUGGCUGUGGAGUUCAUUUUAAAAGGUUUUUAGUACUAAGCUCCCUUGAGCAGUGCACAUUUUUGAGCCAAACAAUUCAGAAGACUCAUCUUCCUCUCUAAAAAUUGCCUCUUAAGCUCGAGUGACCUUCCAACUGAAAUGUGCAAUAACGAUCCCUGUGUUUUAGUUAAUAUAGCAUAGGUCAGUGUAAAAUGAUUCAGAAUGUCAUCAAAAUGACUAUUUCCUGUGGAAAUGCUUUAAGAAAUGUAUUUCCAUGACCGAUGUUUAGUAUACCAGCUGAAUACAAAGUAGUGGUAUUUAUAAGCUUUACCCCUCCUGCCCCAUCCUGGUUGAAAAGACUGUUACUUAAAGAUAAAAGAUGUUUAUUCAAAGAUCACCCCUUAUCCCCUCCCGCUCUGCCGAUGCCCUUUGUAGUAAUAGCUAAUAAAAACUUGUUUGUUAAUACUCCCAGCCUCCACUGGCUCAUUGCUUGCUGUGAGAGCUGUUGGAACUCUGGCUCCCUGGACUGGAGGUGCCGCGCUUGCAGGCUGCGUCACUCCGGGGGAAGCCCGUGACCCCUGACCCCACCGGUGACUGCUGGGCGCAAGAGUGAGAAUUUACAGUAGAAACAACGAUCGUUUGACCUCAGGCUCUAUUAUUUUCCUUUUACCUUGAUUGCAUUAAGGAGUACAACAAAGUUGUGUCAUGAUUGUAAAAGUAAAUUUCUUUAUAAAA